Messenger RNA from Auxenochlorella protothecoides, 1440 nucleotides. Its product is annotated as HBS1-like protein. The transcript has 6 exons. Gene Ontology annotation, biological process: translation. The coding region runs from base 1 to 1440 and encodes 479 amino acids. The record is from RefSeq and is a predicted model, not a curated record. NCBI's taxonomy places the organism in Eukaryota, Viridiplantae, Chlorophyta, Trebouxiophyceae, Chlorellales, Chlorellaceae. Gene Ontology annotation, molecular function: GTPase activity.
AUGGCGAAUCCGAACAACAUCAUGGGCCCAGCACUGGAGGAAAGCAGCGUGAUACCUACUGUGGCGGUGGGCCCCGACACCGACGAUGGCGCGGACAUACAGAUCGAUGAUAAACUGCGCCGGGCUGCUGAGAGGGAGAUGCGUCGAAGCUCAAAUCCCAGUGCCAAGCGUGUGAGGACAGAGGCCAGCAUUGGCCGCUUCGACUACGCCGCGCCAGAGCUCAUGGAGGAGGGUCUCACAGGCUUCCUCCUCACAUCUACCUUUGACAGGGAGAAGAGCGCCUUGAAGGAGGCUGUGACGCUCCUCGAGGGUGCACUGCGUGAGGCGGCGGCUGCCGGGAAGGGGUCCUUCGCGUGGGCCUGGAUGCUGGAUGAGCGCCCCGAGGAAAGGGCGCGCGGCGUGACGGUGGAGGUGGCCAUGACCAGAUUCGAAACCAGUCAGCGCGGCUUUGAGGCGGGCUUCGCGCCGCCCUCCGGCCCGGGGUCAAUCGGGGGCCAGACGCGGGAGCACGCCCAGCUGGCCCGCAGCCUGGGCAUCAGCCAGUUGGCGGUGGUGGGCACCAAGCUGGAUGCCAUCUCUGGCGACCCAGAGGAGCAGGCCGCGCGCUUUGCGGCGGUGCGUGGAUCUCUGGAGCCCUUUUUGAAGUCCUGCGGCUUUGCCAGCAGGGCGGUGCAGUGGCUGCCCGCCUCCGGGGUCACGGGCGACAACCUGCGCGGGCGCGGGGACGGCACCGGGUUGGGCGCCUGGUGGCGCGGCGGCACGCUGGAAGACGCCAUCGACGCCUUCCGGCCUGGUAGUGGCGGCGAGAGUGAGCGGGAAAGGGCGCUCCGCCUGCCGCUGCGCCUGGUCGUGCACGAGGCGGCCGCCGCGGGCUCCAAGGGAGCCGCGCAGCUGGGCGGCAAGCUCGAGGCGGGGGCGCUGCUGCCGGGCAGUCGCGUGCUGGUCAUGCCCUCGGGCCAGGCCGCCACGGUGCGCACGCUGGGCGCCGAGGGCGCCGGCGGCGUGGCGGCGGGAGGUAGCAGUCCCGCCGCGCUGCUGGCCGGCAGCGGCGCGUCGCUGACGCUGGCAGGGUUGGACGACCCGGGGUCGGUCGGACCGGGGUCAAUCGUGUGCGACCCCGCCUGGCCAGUGCCCGCCGCGUCGGCUUUCCGGGCACGAGUGCUGGUGCUGCAAGUGCCGGGACCCAUCCUGCCAGGCCAGCAGGUGUCGGUGUACUGCCACGCCGCCAAGGAGAGCGGGACGCUGAGGAGGCUUCAGCAGGACGGCCCCUCGCCCCGACCGGCGCGCUUUCUUGUGUCCGGCCAGCGGGCGCUGGUGGAGGUGGCGCUGGCGAGGCCGCUGGCGCUGGAGACGGCUGCCGACCUUCCCGCGCUGGGCAGGGUGGUGCUGCGGGACGGGGGAAGGACACUGGCCGUGGGCCUCAUUAUCGAGCUCCUGUAG